This is a messenger RNA of Helobdella robusta, 612 nucleotides long. RefSeq lists its product as hypothetical. NCBI's taxonomy places the organism in Eukaryota, Metazoa, Annelida, Clitellata, Rhynchobdellida, Glossiphoniidae. The record is from RefSeq and is a predicted model, not a curated record. The annotation marks the transcript as partial. The transcript has 3 exons.
CCAGUAGCUCCAGUGGAUCCAGUGUUUCCAAAAACUCCGGUAAACCCAAUCUGUCCUGUUGCACCAAUGACACCUGGUUGCCCAGGUAAACCAGAAAUGCCUGUUGCUCCAAAAAGCCCAGGAAAACCAUCGGAACCCUUUACGCCUGUCCUGCCAGUAGAGCCAGUAGCUCCCGUGCUGCCGGUGUCUCCAGUAAAUCCUCCGGUGCCAGCUACUCCAGUUCUUCCAGGUACUCCUUUCAUGCCAGGUUGUCCAACGUCUCCUGGCAAACCACUGGCACCAGUAAAUCCUGCGCCUGUCCUACCUGGCAAACCAGACGUCCCCGUGUUACCUGGUAAGCCUUGUUGUCCAGGAAGUCCUGUGCUUCCAGAUGAACCCGUAUUACCAGGUCGACCUACGUCUCCAGUUCUUCCUUCUCUACCCGUAUCUCCAACCGCACCAGUCCUUCCAGUUGCACCAGGAAGCCCUUUCGAUCCAGUUCUUCCAAUUGGCCCACUGCUGCCAGUAUCACCAGGAAAUCCAGAAAGUCCUGAAAAACCAGUCGAUCCUGUAAAUCCUGUAAAACCCGUAGCUCCUUGUGCACCAGCUCCUCCACUUAGCCCAGGAAGUCCA